UUUUGAAUAGGGGCACCAUUAUGACUCAUUUGCUCUAUCUGAAUAUACCUUUAAGAGAUGGUUUUCACAUGUCACUUUGGGCCUUGCCAGGUGUAACUCUGCCCAACUGUUUGUGAAAGUUGCUCAACGCUUGGACUGUAAUUGGCUGUUGUGCAGUGCAAUCUCUUGGUUUAUCCAACUGUGCAUACCGUUAUAUUAGUCAUUGCACUAACUGGUGGUGGUCGUGUUCUGCUGCGGGUCUGUAUAAAAGGGUAGGUGGAUUCCAACUGUAUAAAACCCACGCGAUGGACUUCUUGCCGUCUCAAGUCUUAGAUUUGAAGCAGUGAGCGAUAGAACAAGUGCGUGAAACCAAGAUGUCUAAUGAACUCAAGUUGAACAAGGGGCUUGCCCAAAUGCUCAAAGGCGGUGUCAUCAUGGAUGUUGUCAAUGCCGAGCAGGCAAAGAUUGCUGAACGAGCCGGUGCCUGUGCCGUUAUGGCGCUGGAGAGAAUUCCAGCUGAUAUGAGAGCUUCUGGUCAAGUGUGUCGUAUGAGUGAUCCAAAGCUCAUCAAGGAGAUCAUGGAGGAAGUCUCCAUCCCGGUCAUGGCCAAGUGCCGUAUUGGACAUUUCGUCGAGGCCCAAAUACUUCAGGCCAUUGGCAUCGACUACAUCGAUGAGUCUGAAGUGUUGACACCGGCAGACAAGAAGUACCACAUUGAAAAGACUGCAUUCAAAAUCCCAUUUGUAUGUGGAGCAAAGAACCUCGGUGAAGCGUUGAGAAGAAUCCAGGAAGGUGCAUCAAUGAUCAGAUCCAAAGGUGAGGCUGGCACUGGUGACAUCUCUUCUGCUGUUGGCCAUUUAACACUUAUCAAGGAACAGAUUGCCAAAGUUCUCCAGAUGAAUGAUGAAGAGUUGCAGCAGUUUGCUAAACAGGAGAGAAUCUCUGUCGAAUCGUUGAAAGAGCUGCAAGCCAAUGGAGGCAAACUACCAGUGGUUAACUUUGCAGCUGGUGGUGUUGCCACACCUGCAGAUGCUGCUCUGUGUAUGCAAUUGGGCUGUGAUGGUGUCUUUGUUGGUUCAGGCAUCUUCAAGUCAAAGAACCCAGAGAAGUUGGCAACAGCCAUUGUCAAUGCCGUGACCCACUAUAACGACCCUGAAAAGUUGCUCGAAUACUCUACAGAUUUGGGUGAGUUGAUGUUUGGUGUCGCCAUUGAUCAAUUGAAAGAUAACGAGAAGUUAUCAUCAAGAGGUUGGUAAAUAACAGAGCUGUACAUACAUGUCUACAUAACACAAUUCUAAUCUAUAUGGAUAUCCAAGUUAUACGCCU
Messenger RNA from Williopsis jadinii, 1305 nucleotides. Its product is annotated as pyridoxal 5'-phosphate synthase subunit PdxS. The transcript has a single exon. Gene Ontology annotation, molecular function: amine-lyase activity. Gene Ontology annotation, biological process: pyridoxine biosynthetic process; amino acid metabolic process; pyridoxal 5'-phosphate biosynthetic process. The record is from RefSeq and is a predicted model, not a curated record. NCBI's taxonomy places the organism in Eukaryota, Fungi, Ascomycota, Saccharomycetes, Phaffomycetales, Wickerhamomycetaceae. Bases 354 to 1235 code for a protein of 293 amino acids.